Messenger RNA from Ficedula albicollis (Collared flycatcher), 1468 nucleotides. RefSeq names its product serine/threonine-protein kinase PAK 3-like. The record is from RefSeq and is a predicted model, not a curated record. The transcript has 10 exons. Gene Ontology annotation, molecular function: ATP binding; protein serine/threonine kinase activity. Bases 49 to 1407 code for a protein of 452 amino acids. NCBI's taxonomy places the organism in Eukaryota, Metazoa, Chordata, Aves, Passeriformes, Muscicapidae. Gene Ontology annotation, biological process: protein phosphorylation; regulation of axonogenesis; regulation of actin cytoskeleton organization. Gene Ontology annotation, cellular component: cytoplasm.
AUCAAGGCAGAGCCACAAGCAGAGCUUCUCAAAGCUCAGAUUCCCAUCAUGGCAGUGAAGACAAGGAACAAGGAAGACAUGAGAAGAAUUCAAGAUCACUGGAAUCUCCAUCGACAGAGAGGUGAUCUACAAAACCAGGUAAGUUUAAGAGUCGGUGCCACUCCACUCAAGAAACUUUCUCUCUCUUCUUUACAGAACUUCAAUGAGAAGCUGCCUGCAGAGCUGCAGGAAACUCAGGCUGUGCUCAAGGCAAGGGAGAUGAGGCUGGAGGAAGAAAUGAAAAUCGUCAAAGAGAAAAUUAAUCUCCUUCAGGAGCAAGAGGCUCGAGAAAAGCCAAUUUACACAAGCUCUGUCAUGCAACCUGGUGCAGCAGCAGUGUUGUUUCAUGACACCCCGAGUCCCCAAGCUGAGAAGUGGAGCCUUUUCAGCUCAUUUAGGUCCAGUGUGGCCGCAGCUGCCCAGAAACAGGAGAUGGAGGAGAAGUACUUGGAUCUACUGAGGAAAAUGGUGAAUAUGGGAAAUCCCGUGAUGAAAUACAUUGAACUGGGAAAUAUUGGCAGUGGGACUUUUGGAGAGGUUUGUAGAGCAUUCGACACUGCCACAGGAGAAGAGGUGGCCAUAAAGAAAACAAAUCUUCAAGGACUGACUAGUAAGGAAGUAAUAAUCAAUGAACUCAUGGUCAUGAAGAACAAUAGGAAUCUCAACCUGGUCAACUAUUUAGACAGCUACCUUGUGGAUAACCAGUUCUGGCUGGUUAUGGAGUACAUGGAUGGAGGCACUCUGAGCGAUGUCAUCAGCAAGACUCACAUGACUGAAGGAGAGAUUGCAGCUGUCAGUCGGGAGUGCCUGCAAGGACUGGAUUUUCUUCACUCGAAUCUCGUGAUCCAUCGAGAUGUGAAGAGCUGCAACAUUCUUCUCAGAACUGAUGGCUCUGUCAAACUGGCUGAUUUUGGCCUUUCUGCUCAGCUCAUCCCUGAGCAGAAUCAAAGGUGCUCCAUGACCGGGACUUCUGGGUGGAUGGCGCCUGAAGUUGUGACAGGUCAACCAUAUGGCCCCAAAGUGGACAUAUGGUCUUUUGGAAUUGUGGGAAUUGAAAUGGUGGAACGAGAAGUUCCUUACUGGAACCAAACUCCUGUCCGGGCUCAACUCCUGACAGCCACAGGAGAAACCCCAAAGCUGCGGCAGCCCAAGCUCUUGUCGCCUUUGCUGCGGGACUUCCUGAGCUGCUGCCUGCAGACAGAUGAGGAGCGGCGCUGGUCUGCCAAGGAGCUCCUGCAGCAUCAAUUUGUAACAUCAGCCAAGCCUGCAUCCAGCCUGGUGCCACUAAUCCUGUCACUGAAGAAGUGGAGGGAGAACGAGAGUGGCAAUCCACUCAGGACCAUUUUGUCCAAUACCAGCCUAGAGUAGGAUUGUAGAGUAAGAUUGUAGAGUAGGAUUGUAGAGUAGGAUUCCAUAGGAGGACUAUAGA